AUCUUUGCUUCCGUCUGUCCCUGUUACCACCACCAGUUCUACCUUCGACUACCUUCUACUGCAGCUCAAUGGAGAGUGCUUGUUAGUAAUGUUACAGCUUGCGAUGAUCUCACCAAGGGUAGGAAUGCGGUGAUCCAGACUUGUGCACUGACCACUAUUGUGCCCACAAAGGGUAAGUGCUGCGACUUGCGAACAAUAUCGACAAACAUUGGAUUUCAUCACGACGCGACGCGUCUAUAAAAUUUUGCAUCUGGCAUGCUUUCUUGACCCUCUCCUGUAUGUCUUCUACUCUCAUCUUCCUGAAAUUUAUCUCUCCUUCUGCUGCUAGCGUGACCAGUGCAGAUGGCACCAUUCUUGAACGUGUCAUCAGUCGCGCCGAUCUCUUGGAGGUAGCACCAGAUCGCGAAAAUGCACUCAUGUGUCAUGCCACCACUGAAGAACUGCGCGAAACACUCAAGCUUCGUUCUACAUCACCCCAUGCUCAAUCUCUGCAUAUAUAUCAGCGCUAUGAUUCAAGCAUGAAACUACCGAAGACUUCUGUUCGUACCUCGGUCUUUCUGUCCUCGUCAGACGUUAGUGGGACUUCAGCGACCGAAGGCUUACGACGGCGCGUCUUAUCUGCAAACGGAGGCCCAACGGAAACUCUCAAGGACAUCAGAAACCGCCUCGUCAUGGACCCCAAAGGGAACAUAUCUGUGUUUGACCCAUGGAACCCUAUUGGCCUCAGACUGAGCACCCAAGACAAGUUGAUAUCCCCUCGACCUCUGGGACCAACUCAUGUACUCGUCGUCGUCGAUGCUUCAGAGGUCUCAGAAACCGCGUCUCAAAAGCGUACCGUCUGUGCCCGCUCGAUCCAAACGCCGAUUAAUGAUCUUCUGUUCAAAUUGAACGCGCCUAACCUUUCGAAAGAACCCAAGCUUCCGCCUCGUAUGCAUCAGGAGCUUCCCCGGGUCGGUAUUCGAGUUCCGCACAUUGAGACGUUUCGUAUCCUAGUGAUCUUUUUGCACACGCGCAACCGGAUCGAACUGAUGCGUGCCGUGCUUCCGGAAUGGAUCAGAGAUAUCAUGCAGCAAAGGUUAACAGUAUCUCGGCUUGCUGUCCCUGCUCAACACGUUGAGUUCAAGGAGAAGAAGAAGACAAAACUGCUUGGUAUUUUGAGCCUGGGCUCCAUGUCCACGGAAAGUUUUACGUCGGUUGCGCCUGUGGACCCUGACCCUGAUCGUCUACUGGAUAAAGUUGCUGGGGAGGUCGCAGAAGCGUCGCGAGAUGAUGAUGCAUUCGGACGCGAUCUUGUGGAGGCUACGGCUACGCUCAAUGCAUUGCGCGAUAACUUGACCUUCAUCGGAUUUCAUGAAAAGUCACUGUGGGCCGAGCUAGAUGAGUGUAGCGAUGUUUUGUAUCGAGCCAUCGCCCUUACCUCCGACCCCAAAGAUAGCACGUUACAGCCCUCGUCGUUGUACGAAGUAAUCUAGGUAUUAGGAUGUAUAUAUUUCUUGGCCUGGUGAUACUAUUCAUUCCCUGUCACUAAAAUCUGCUGUCACACAGUCGUGGCUUCAUCCCCGCAUAUCUUUCCCCCGGUCUUUUUGUAAUUUUGUAGUGAUAUAUUGUAAUAGUGUCGGGUAUAAAAUUUCCAAGAGAUGCGAAGAAGAG
Molecule: messenger RNA, 1650 nt
Organism: Guyanagaster necrorhizus
Lineage: Eukaryota; Fungi; Basidiomycota; Agaricomycetes; Agaricales; Physalacriaceae
Exons: 2
Coding region: 279-1472 (397 amino acids)
Source: RefSeq, a predicted model, not a curated record